This is a messenger RNA of Mycetomoellerius zeteki, 790 nucleotides long. RefSeq lists its product as uncharacterized. The transcript is spliced from 2 exons. The record is from RefSeq and is a predicted model, not a curated record. NCBI's taxonomy places the organism in Eukaryota, Metazoa, Arthropoda, Insecta, Hymenoptera, Formicidae. The coding region runs from base 205 to 531 and encodes 108 amino acids.
GCUGGUGGAAAGUCGCUGCAUCGAAUCACAGCAUCCUCCCUCAUCAUCGAUGGAGACGCGCUAUGCGGUGAUCAACCGGCAGCAUGGCAUUAAUGAGAGAAAAAGAAUUCGAUAUCGAUGGGAUCGAAGGGCGACAAAGCAACGCUGGUUCCGCAUAGUUUCUGACUCGGAACUUUCCACUAAAGAGAUUUCCACAAUCGCUUGAUGUUUGAAAUAUUUACAAUUCAGGCAUUCAAAAUGAAGUACGUUGCUUGCGGAUCUGCGUUCCGAAACGGUUACGGUUGUCGAAGGAUCUAUCGAUCGACCUUGCACGAUCUACAGCGGCUCUCUAUGGUUCGGCUUGUUAACGAUCUUUCACACACGCCCUAUUCACCACAUUAUUAUCAGCCACGCCUCACGCCAUUUUCGCGUAGUUGUUCGUAUAACGCGGAGGGGAUAAAAGAGAAAGAGAGAAUGAGUUUGCCAAGAGAAAACAAUCCGGCUUUCUUGCUUUAUGUUCUCCCCAAAUCGUUGCCACCAGCUAUCCGGUAGCUGACGACGAUCGGUCUCGGUCGUAACUCUGACUCGCGACAAGACUCGUGAUUUAUGGCGGCAACAAAGACGAAUUCACACGCGGGAGCCGUCGUUUUCAAACCCUUAUAAAUGCGGUUCGUAGAAAGUGUGAAUACAAUGACGUUUUGCCAGGAAUGUUAGAUAUAUAGUACAGUAUGACAGUCCAUUCAACUGCACGCAAAUUACACGAACUAGUUUACUUACUUUUCUUGAUAGCUUUCAACUCGGUAAAUUAGAA